AUGUCGUACCUUUCGAUAUCUGGGCUCGACCCCGAGGAGCAGGAUAACGCCCUACAUAAACUGCUGCAGGCGAGUUCGUCCACCGGCACUCCCCAACCCGACGGGGAUCCCUUCCAGGAGGCCGUGAGGCCAACAACCCCCCCUGAUGACGCCCGCCAUCCGAAUAGACCCUCUUCCGUGAAGCCCUUUUCAGCAGGGGUUCCUUCCGUGAAAUCCUCUUCUAUAGGAGCCUCUUCCGUGAAGCCCUCUUCUGCGCCUCUUCCUCCUUUAGCGGCCUUCCGCGCGGACCCCCCUGCCGCUGUCGACGCCCUCCCUGCCGUCGAAGAUCUCCUCCACGGGAAGCUGCGGCGGGCAUGGACGGAGGCACUCUGCCUGCGUGAGAUGACGCGCAUCCAACAGCUCAGCUGGGCGGCGGUGCUCGACCGCGAGCGCGACGUCAUCAUCCGCAGCGAGACCGGAAGCGGAAAGACACUCGCGUACGCGUUACCGACGUUGCAUCAGAUCCUGUGCGAGUGCGAUGCGAACCCGAUCCGGCGGGAUAUUGGGACCUUGGUGAUAGUGAUGUGCCCCACGCGGGAGCUGGUGAUUCAGGUGGAGAAUACCUUUCGCACGCUUCUCAAGUUCGCACAAUUCUUGACUGUUGGGGCGAUACACGGCGGGGAGAAUCGCCAUAAGGAGAAGUCGAGGCUUAGAAAGGGCAUCCCGUUGCUGAUCACGACCCCUGGCAGGUUGCUGGAUCACCUCAAGGCGACCGUCUCCUUUAACGUGUCGAAUGCGCGCACCCUCAUCAUGGAUGAGGCGGACCGCCUGUUGGAUUUGGGGUUCGAAAAGGCUAUCCGCGAGAUCGUCGAGCUCUUAGCGACGAAAUGCUCCAACGCGUCGGAGUUGAAGAGGGUUCUUGUUUCUGCCACCAUCACGGAGGGGGUGGAGCGGCUGUCGCACUUCGCGCUUCGACCCCGCAUCACGCGCGUUGGCGAAACGCAGGAUACGUUCACCAUUCCAGUGACGUUGCAGCAGAACUUCGUGGUGGUCCCCACCAAGCAUCGGCUGGCGGUUUUGGUAAGCUUUUUGAGGGCGCAGUUGGACGCGGGCACACAAAAGAUAGUUGUCUUUGUUUCAACGGCGGAUAGCACGGAAUUUUUGUUUUAUCUGCUCUCACGCCUAGAGUCGCCGUUUCUGAGGCGAAAUCACCAAGGCAAAACGGAGGUGCGCAGGAGCAACUCUAAGAAGUACAAGAAAAUGUUGGAAGCGGGAAAUCAGCACAUACACGAUCCAACUGAGGAGGUUAUCACCUUCGACGAAGACCGCGAUGACGACACGCAGGAGACGGAAAUGGAUCGGAAGUCGUCGCUACGAGCGAUGCUCGACGUGAACGUCUUUAAAUUGCACGGGAAUAUGUCGCAGGUGGACCGUGCUUCGGUGUUUCACGCCUUUAAGUACGGAAAUCCGGGAAUGAAAAACCAAAAAAGCGUGCUUUUCUGCACCGACGUCGCUGCCCGUGGGCUUGACAUGCCUCUCAUUGAUUGGAUUGUCCACUACGACCCUCCAACGGAUCCCGCUAGCUAUGUCCACCGGAUCGGGCGAACCGCUCGAAUAGGGAAAAGCGGCAACUCGAUUCUUUUCUUAGCACCUCAUGAGGUGGGCUACGCACGUUAUCUUGCCAAUUUCAUCGGCAGCGGUGCGCAGGAUGGGAAGCCUGCCGGCCUUGAGGAAGACAAGCCUCAUCCGAUGAGCGAAAAGAAGUAUGAGACUUACCUGUUUUAUCUCACAAAGCUGGAUCCCGGCUCGAAUCACAUGUGGAUACACUCCACCGCGAAGCUGGAAAGGGCCAUGACGUAUCUUGUGAUGCGGGAGCCCUCCAGUGAGGGGGAACACCGGGAGGAGAGGACGGAAAAUUUAUGCCGCCUCGCACUUUUUGCGUAUCAGUCAUACAUUCGUUCCUACGCCGGCAUACCGAAAGACCUCAAGCGCCAGUUUUUUUCGUCUUCCGAUCUUCACUUAGGCCAUCUAGCACAAAGUUUUGGAAUUGAGAAGAGCCCGACUGAGGUCCAGCGGCAGUUGCAAAGAUAUAUUCGCGAGGAUCGCGCCUUAGGGCGCAGGGCUCAAAAGCGGAUUGCCCCGACCGGGGGCAGCAACGGGGAGGGGGCGCAAGGCAAAGCCAAACGUGAACGCAUCGAGCUGGAGCACGAGGGUCGUUACCACAGCAUGCUUGCGCAGAAGCAGCGAAAGACAACGCGCGACUAUGAGGAGAAGCGCCGUGGGGAAAGCCUCCGAAUCAGACCUUUGCAAUUCACGGAGUUUGAUGCUUGA
Phytomonas sp. EM1 is the source of this 2310-nucleotide messenger RNA. The record is from the annotation of a GenBank genome assembly. NCBI's taxonomy places the organism in Eukaryota, Euglenozoa, Kinetoplastea, Trypanosomatida, Trypanosomatidae.